Candidozyma haemuli is the source of this 339-nucleotide messenger RNA. RefSeq lists its product as uncharacterized. Gene Ontology annotation, cellular component: mitochondrion; Cbp3p-Cbp6 complex. The transcript has a single exon. The record is from RefSeq and is a predicted model, not a curated record. Bases 1 to 339 code for a protein of 112 amino acids. Lineage: Eukaryota; Fungi; Ascomycota; Pichiomycetes; Serinales; Metschnikowiaceae. Gene Ontology annotation, molecular function: ribosome binding. Gene Ontology annotation, biological process: mitochondrial respiratory chain complex III assembly.
AUGCUGGCCAAACGUGAAAUAACCGAGAAGAUCCUCUCGCUCCUAAAAACCCUUCCCAAGGACAGAAUCAACCACUAUGCUUCGUUCAAAGACGUCCAGAUUGAGCGUUUCCUGAACCCCGACAAGGUGGCCCAGAUAAGUGAAAAAGACUUGAAGUUGCAAUACAUUUCCCUCAGAGACUUGGUCAACGACAAGUACAAGAACUACUAUAAGCUUGACGAUAAGCUCUUGAAGCCUAAGGGUAACCCACAGUACUACGACCGUAUUCUUUCGGAGAUCAAGGGCGAGAAGAAGGAGACCUGGGCUGAUGCCAUUAGAACCGUCUACAAGGGUAAGUAG